Selaginella moellendorffii is the source of this 973-nucleotide messenger RNA. Its product is annotated as reticulon-like protein B23. Lineage: Eukaryota; Viridiplantae; Streptophyta; Lycopodiopsida; Selaginellales; Selaginellaceae. The record is from RefSeq and is a predicted model, not a curated record. The transcript has 4 exons. The coding region runs from base 69 to 614 and encodes 181 amino acids.
CGCUUUAAAUCUUCUUCCUUGUUCUUGCGCGUGGGGAUGGAUUUUUAGGGUUUGUGGAUCCGGGGCGGAUGAACGAAUGCGGCGGCAGCAGUGGCGGCGGCGGCGGCGCCAGCGCCAGCGCCAUGGCGGAGAUUUCACCAUUGCGAUCGCUGCUGCUGUGGAAGAGGCCAGGGUUAUCGGCGCUGGUGCUCGCUUGCGGCAGCCUCCUGUAUUACCACUGCACGGCCAGGAAUUGCAGCCUCGUGUCGCUGACCUGCGAUGUUGUCAUCGUUCUGGUCUCGUCGCUCGCGAUUCUGGGCCUGGCGUUCCGGAAUUUCAACAUCGCGGUCCCGGUCGAUCCUCUCGAGUGGCAAGUCUCGGAAGAGUGUGCGACCUCCAUCGCGGCAUGCAUUGCCAACACGGUUGGCGCUACUGAGGGAGUCCUCCGAGUGGCAGCUAGUGGCUCCGAUUACAAGCUUUUCUUCAAGGUUGUGGUUUUCUUGUACUUGGCAGCUGCUGUUGGAAGGGCAGCCUCGGGAGCCACAGUCACAUACAUAGCGUUCGUGGCAGCUUUCAUCGUACCGCUACUAGUUCACAAGCUCAAACCGAAGGUUUUCUCCCAGCGACGAGACUAGCUUGCGGGAAGCUUUUUCUAUCAGCCUCUUAACUGCCUCAGGCUCGGGGGAUUUACAUCGUUUCCGGCAAAGAACUUCCAUCACAAUCGUCCUGGCGGGAGUUCUCUAUACAGAUCACUGUGUUAGUUUACAGGAGAAGAAAAAUUUGGGUGUCUAUCCCAUUCUGGAUCCAGGAGGAGACUGGAUUGGCGACGCAGCAGGCAGUUUCAUUCCUGGAGGACUGCCGAUGGCGGCUUUUGGUUCUGCUGGUGAGGCCGCUUGUGACUUUUUGAUCACUGCCAAGCGCUGUUUGUGGACGUCGCUAGCUACCUGCAAAUCUCCAUCGUCUUAAUACACUGAAAAAACGAAGAUUGCGCUUA